GAUAGCCCCGCUCCGGCCGUCCCGCUUAGGAGCUGGCUCCCGCUGGGCUGUGCGGGCGGGAGUGGGCCCGCUCUCAGGGCUCCGUGCCCGGUACGGCACACUCCGCUGUAGCCCAGGCGGGCUCCGAGAGGCCGGAGGAGCAUGGCCCCGUAGCAGCGAGCGGAGCCAGGAGCCCUGGGACCGGACCGGCCUGGGACGGGACCGGCCUGGCCCGGAACGCGCAGAGCGGAGCUACGUUGCGCGGGGAAGGGUGCGCAGCGGCACCGGCGCCGGUUGAGGGGCGGGCCGCCAUGGCGGUGGACAUCACCUUGCUCUUCAAGGCCAGCGUGAAGACGGUGAAGACCCGCAACAAGGCGCUGGGGGUGGCGGUGGGGGACAGCGCCAGGGACGAGCUGCUCAAGCGGAGCGCCUCUCGCUCCAAGAGCGACUUCACCGGCAGGGCCCGGGAAGUGAUUUCUCAUAUUGGAAAGCUGAAGGAUUUUCUUCUGCAACACAGAAAGGAUUAUAUUAAUGCAUACAGCCAUAUUAUGUCUGAGUAUGUGAGGAUGACAGACACAGAACGUGACCAGAUAGAUCAAGAUGCUCAGGUAUUUAUGAGGACAUGUGCCGAUGCCAUUCAUCAGCUGAGAACAGAAGCACACAAAGGUGUCCAGUCUGCUCAGGUAAAGGAGCACAGAACAGCUGUCUUGGACUUCAUUGAAGACUACUUAAAAAGAGUGUGUAAGCUGUAUUCUGAACAAAGAGCCAUCCGAGUUAAGCGAGUGAUAGAUAAGAAGAGACUAUCCAGGCUUGAACCCGAGCCGAGCAGUGUGUCCAAAUCACCUCUUUCCCCUGAAAAGUCUUCGCAGAAUCCUUUAGAUGAUUCAGAAGAAAAGCUUUCUGCUGAGGAAAGCAAAGACAGGAAUCUGCCUGAUGCCCAAAGUAACUUUGGAUUAUGGGGGGAUGGCAAAGGUGAAGAUGAGCUGUCACCUGAAGAAAUACAAAUGUUCGAACAGGAGAAUCAGCGACUCGUUGGUGAAAUGAACAACCUCUUUGAUGAAGUCAGACAAAUUGAAGGAAAAGUGGUGGAAAUCUCCAGAUUGCAGGAGAUAUUCACUGAAAAAGUCUUGCAACAGGAAACUGACAUUGACAAUAUCCAUCAAUUAGUUGUGGGUGCAACAGAGAAUAUCAAAGAAGGCAAUGAAGACAUACGAGAGGCCAUCAAAAACAAUGCUGGAUUUCGAGUAUGGAUUCUAUUCUUCCUUGUGAUGUGUUCAUUUUCCUUGCUUUUCCUGGACUGGUAUGAUAAUUAAAAAUACAGUGCUGUCUCCAUCCUUUACUUGUAGCACUUUGGACACUGGUUUCAGCAGAAUGGGGUACAUGGCACACCUGCCUUUUCUCCGAAGUUUUUCAUACUGCUAUGAUGGGAAUAUCUUCCAGUAAAUAAACAUGUGUAUAUAUCCAUUAGUGCAGAGGCAGCUGAUAGCAUUCAUUUUAAAUCCCUUUAUCGAACAUUAAACCACACUUAAUCCUGCAAAGAACAGGGAAACCUUUGAAGGAGCUGAUAAGGAAGCUUCAAGCAGGAGCACAGCUAAGAGGAGAAAAUAAACCGAUGAUGGUUUUAUCAUAAUCACCCACACAUCUGUGAUGGUUGGAGUUCAGCUCCCUGUGAGCAGAUCAGAGCAAGAGAAAACUGGUACCGGGCAAAAGCAUCUACGCUGUCUCAGGCUUUUAUUUAAUCACACCACUGCAGUACAUAGUGAUCACUUUGCACAUGUUAUGACCUCAACUCCCCAUCCUCUGAAACUACUUGAGUCAGAGAGCAGGCUGAUUUAAUAGUAAUAAUAAUGGUUAAGAAGUCAACUAAAGAGCUUUACUUCUAGGUGAAAAGAGAAGAGUACAACACAAACAGAUUCUGCAGUGAAACAGAUGUGUUGGGGUGUUGGAACAAAGCCCAAGGAGCCAACUUUAAAGCAAAACAAUUCAAAGUACUAAAAUUGGCAGCAAUUUGUUAACCAAGAUUAAAAAAGUUCCAAAACCAACUGUAGACAAGAAUCAAUAAACUCCCUCCUGUUAAAUCAAAGGGAAACUGGGUUAGACUUCACACAGCAUAAGCAGUCUUUCUGUCCUAGAUUCUAAAGCUGAGCCAUUUUUAAUGUUUAUUGUUAUCUGAGAGAGAAAUAAGUUGUUUCUCAUCAGUAUUUACUUGUGCAUUAAAGUUUUUAUUGUACCAAAUUUAAGGGGGGGAGGAGAUGUCUCAAUAAUCACUUUGAUGUAGGAGGGUGCUGGGAAACAGAUCUUUCUAUCCUGUAAAAUCUCAAUAGCCUCUGUAAAUACACUGAUAUGAAAUGUAUGGUUUGCUAUUUCUCUCCUGAAAUGUCUGUUUCUAGAUGUUGUAUGCAACAAGCAGCAGCAUCCUUAUUCCUUACUCUGCAGAGUGAAAAUGUCAGAAGUUACCCAUGAAUACAUUUGAUACAGCAUCUGCCUGUUGCAAAAUGCAGACACUGUGUGUUUUGAAUUUCUUAACAUAAGACUGAAGUUUUUAAAUGUAAAGAAAAAUUUGGCACAUAAUUUAUUGCUUUUUAUGACUUAAUAAAAAGCCUUUUACACA
This is a messenger RNA of Melopsittacus undulatus (budgerigar), 2590 nucleotides long. RefSeq names its product syntaxin 18 (gene STX18). The transcript has 11 exons. Gene Ontology annotation, biological process: intracellular protein transport; retrograde vesicle-mediated transport, Golgi to endoplasmic reticulum. Bases 291 to 1292 code for a protein of 333 amino acids. Gene Ontology annotation, cellular component: SNARE complex; endoplasmic reticulum; membrane. Gene Ontology annotation, molecular function: SNAP receptor activity. The record is from RefSeq and is a predicted model, not a curated record. Lineage: Eukaryota; Metazoa; Chordata; Aves; Psittaciformes; Psittaculidae.